AUGCAGUCUACAAUGAAUUUUAACGGGCUUCAACGGCAGGCCAGCCAAGAGAAUUACAUUCUGGACAACACUCUACGGAAGAAAAGCUCUCUGUGGUACCGGCGUUCACUGAGGGGAAAGAAUGAUCGACACCGGCAGAACUCUGAAACCCUGCCUAGAAGUUGCAAGCCUAAACUGACCCACUCCAACUCACUGGUUGAUUACAUGGACCCACAAAGGACCCCAAUUAUUCUGGAAAAACAAGACAACGAAACUUUUGGCUUUGAAAUUCAUACUUAUGGCUUGCAGCUGAGAAACACUUCUGCAGUGGAGCUGUGCACCUUUGUGUGCAAGGUACAGGAGGACAGCGUGGCUGAGAGCGCUGGCCUGACCGCAGGAGAUAUUAUCGUCACCAUCAACGGGGUCAGCAUCGAGGGCCUUUCUCAUCAGCAUAUACUGGAACUGAUAAAAGAGUCAACCAACAGUCUGCGGAUUGAGACUGUGUGUGGGAAUGUUGUGAAGCAGAUUGAACUGGAAAAGAGACUGAACCUGCUCCAGCUGUCGCUGCGUGAGAAGUGGAUGGAGCUUGAGGCGCUCACUUUACAAGAAAAGCGUCUUCUGCGAGGUGGCUUAGACGACAGCAGCCUCCGCCUGCUGAUGGACUCUUCGGCAGCUCUGCGUUCCCCCAUUGGCCGCUGUGGCCGGCGCUUUUCCAGCGACAGCAGCUACAGGAGUGCAACGACGGACGACAGUGAUCAGGCCAGCGUGUUUGGAGACCUGAGCUCGCCCAGCCCUUACAGUGCAGCCAGCACCACAGAUGAUGGCUGCUUCUUCUCUAAAGACUUCCCCUCGCAGGACGGCUCCAGGAGCUUCUCAUCGAGCUCAAGCCAUCCUCAUCAAGCCCUCAGCCGCUCCAGCAGCUCCAGCCUGGCUGGCAGCAGCAGCUCGCUGUCUCCCUCUUGGGAGGAAAUGCGAACCUCAUCCUUGUUUGGGACUCUGCCCAGGAAAAGUAGGAGGGCCAGCGUGCGCAAACACAUCUUCAAGUUAAUUCCUGGACUCCAAAGAUCAGUUGAAGAAGAAGAGUUGGGUACAGCUGCUCACUGA
Molecule: messenger RNA, 1083 nt
Organism: Menidia menidia (Atlantic silverside)
Lineage: Eukaryota; Metazoa; Chordata; Actinopteri; Atheriniformes; Atherinopsidae
Source: the annotation of a GenBank genome assembly